This is a messenger RNA of Zerene cesonia (dogface butterfly), 510 nucleotides long. RefSeq names its product N-acylneuraminate cytidylyltransferase (gene Csas). Gene Ontology annotation, molecular function: N-acylneuraminate cytidylyltransferase activity. Lineage: Eukaryota; Metazoa; Arthropoda; Insecta; Lepidoptera; Pieridae. The record is from RefSeq and is a predicted model, not a curated record. The transcript has 3 exons. The coding region runs from base 13 to 468 and encodes 151 amino acids.
GGGUUGCCAAACAUGCGGGUCACUAUCAUCACUUUGUUCUUAAUUUUCCAUUAUUGUAUCCCUGAGAAAAUAUCUGUGCUUAUCCUAGCCCGUGGUGGUUCGAAAGGAAUUCGUUUAAAGAAUCUGCGUGAAGUUGGAGGCAUUACCCUUCUAUCCCGCGCUAUUUUAGCCGCGAAGCAUGCGGGUCUUGAAGAUAUUACCGUAUCUACUGAUCAUCCUUUGAUAGCUUUGGAAGGCAUUAAAAGAGGGGUACAAGUUUUUAAAAGAAGUUAUGUAACUGCAUCAGAUUGGGCUCCUUCUAUAUGGGGUGUGCAAGAAUUUAUUGAAUACAAGCCGCAGGUGGAUAUUUUAGUUCUGUUGCAAACGACUUCACCUUUUACUAAGUCUAAACAUAUUAAACGAUCCCUAGAGAAACUUGAUCGUCCGAAGCCCUAUGACUGCAUUUUCUCAGUAACGAGGUACAAGUAAAUGAACAAGUAAUAUAAAUACGUAUGAUUAUAUACUUUAAGU